Ustilaginoidea virens is the source of this 687-nucleotide messenger RNA. RefSeq lists its product as uncharacterized. The coding region runs from base 1 to 687 and encodes 228 amino acids. NCBI's taxonomy places the organism in Eukaryota, Fungi, Ascomycota, Sordariomycetes, Hypocreales, Clavicipitaceae. The record is from RefSeq and is a predicted model, not a curated record. The transcript has 2 exons.
AUGUCCUCGGCAGCAAGCCUCGCCAGGCAGUCCCUCCCCCAGCGAACCAUCCGUGUGCUUGUUUCCCCCAUGCCCUUGACCUUUGCUGAACGCCGCUCCGUCCUGCAAGUUCUGGAACAGUACGGGCCCAUUGAAACCUUCAAGAUGGCUCCGGACCUUUAUGCAAAUUUUGUUUCCGUCACCCAAAAAGCCGCCACGGCAAGCCAGCUGGUUGCGUCCAGCCCCCUCGUCUACCACAUACCCAUCCCUCGCAUCGACACCAACGUCCUCCUCGCCGACUUGGAAGACACCCAAGGCAUCCGCCGGUUCGACCGUCAGCAGCCUUCCGUCACGACUCCUCCUGCGGAAUCAGCCGCCACGGAACGCGCGUUUUCCUCGCCCGACGAGUCGGCGCCUCCUCAAGGGCAGAAACAGUUCAAGCUGCACAUUUACCCGGCGCCCGACUACUCGCACAAAUUCGCCAUGUCCAACUCGCCGCUGCAAGAGUCUUGGCCUGGCGCCUAUCUCAAGGACAAGUCCUUCAUGGCAGCCGCCCUGAAACAGUCGCUGCCUCGGAAUAUGCCGUCCAAGGGAUUGGCGCACUGGCUGGUCAACAUGGGCAACAACUACAGCUGCAAAUCCGACCGCUUGCAAUUGAAGAGCUGGCUCCCUAGCAAAAUGAAGGAAUCGAAACGCACUGACGGAUAA